Molecule: messenger RNA, 1954 nt
Organism: Portunus trituberculatus (swimming crab)
Lineage: Eukaryota; Metazoa; Arthropoda; Malacostraca; Decapoda; Portunidae
Exons: 3
Coding region: 548-1816 (422 amino acids)
Source: RefSeq, a predicted model, not a curated record
GCACUGCCAUGACCCGCCAAUACUCUCACACGCUCUACCUGGCUCUAGUACUCUUUUUCAAGUGUACUGUUACAGGAGAAUAGGAAAACCUAUUUAAAUUCAUACAAGUGUUUCUCCAUCGAGUUAAUUUGCAGGCGUUGACAUCCCCACCCCCAUGCACACCGUUCCCUCAUCCCCUCCCCCUCCUUCACACCUUCCCCCCGCGUCCCGGCCAGGUGAGAUGCUCAAUGCGAGUGUCAGUUCUCCCGCGACUCAGGUAAAGGAAGGAGUGACGCCGCGCCGCUGCCGGAAUACCUAGCGAGGAUCACAGCCUUAGUGUGCGUCGAGUAUGAGUGACAGGCAGCCAGUGUGAGUGAGGGGCGGCGCCACAGAGUGAGGGCCAGCGGAACGGCUCGCCAAGUGUGUGUUUUUGUGCUUUAUAUCCUAAAAGACGAUUUUUAGAACUGAUUCUGGACAAGUUUGAGUGUGGUGGUGUUGUUGUCAUGGCCACACCGCCGCCAGCUGCGAGGGACACGCCUGCUACACCGGCCUACACCGACUGCUGAAGAUGGGCGUGGGUGUAUUGGAGGCUGUGCAGGAGGAGGAGGCGGCUACCCUGGAGGAGGCGCGGCGUUCUCUGUCUGCGCUAAGGAACAGGAACAAGGCGCAGACACGGCUCCUCGUCGCCUGGAAGCGGAGACUAAAGGAGCAGAAUGUCCUGUUGCAACAUCUGCAGCGCGAGCGAGACCACCAUCUUCGCACCAUCCAGUCCCAGUUGAUGAUCUUCGAGUCUCAACUGCGACGACGACAGAAGGAGGUGGAGGUUUUGCUACAUGAAAAGGAAGCCACCAUUCAGCGACAGCAGCUGGAGAUCCUCUCACUCUCCCGUGCCUUGAACAACCAGCAAGAGAAGCAAGAGCCCGCCUCCACGCCGCAGAACACCACAGAAACUAUAGAUAAGGAGAUCCAGAGAGAUGGCAAACAGACCGAAAAUGAAGACGAAAACACCUUAAAAAAGGAUAAUUUUUCGAUUCCGCUUACCGUCUCUUCGAAAAGUGAUCCCGAGAGCCUCAAUGACAGUGAUAGUGCUAUUAUGUUAGAGGAAAACUUUGAUUCACUAGUAAUUAAUCCUCUAGUGAAAGGAGAAGUUAAAGUGGUGCGGAGUGUAUCGGAUGCCGUAGAGGUUGCCAACAGAUCAUCCUGCCCGAGUAACACCUCGGUGACAGGCUGCACCAACUCUCUACUCAAGCCAGGAUUCAACAGCUGCAAUGGACCAGGUUCUCUUUCCACCUCACCCUCGUGUUCCAGUGAGGAGAGUGACGACAGUCCUUCCUGCACACUAACAAAGGGUCGUGCAGAGCUUUUACGUACUGUAUAUAGUUUAGAAGAGGAAGAGGUAUGCCACACUCUUCCUGAACAUGACUCUUUGUUAGAUAAUGAAACUUCAGUUGCUUCUCUCCAGUCUAUAUUAAAGAGUCCUUCCCACUAUGACUCGGAUGCUACUCUGAGUGACGGUGAAAGUGAAGAAGAGGAUAAUACCGGACAUGCAGAUGACUCUUGCAACGACAGACGGCAGCUUUUGGGAUCCUAUGAGAAGCUCAACACUCUUGGAGCGACACCUCGUAAACCGAAAGCUGAAGAAGAAAUACAGGUGACUUACAAUCGUGUUAUGAGCAACCAUAGGUCUGUUACGAAGCCAAAGGAUGUUAAGUACAGAAGGAUCAACAAGGCCAAGUCACGGUCAUUAGAGGAAUUAAGAGGGAAACUGAAGUACUGGACCGAUAGAGGAGGCAAACAGUCUCUAUCAGUGGACCUUGAUAAUCACUCAUUUGCUUGAGAAAGGUUAGUGGGAGCGGAAAGGAAGGAAGGAAGGAACGCCUCCUUGUGUAAUGAUGGAACGCUCCAAUUGUCACGUGUGGACAUCAUAAGUGAUGCAAUCAGUGUCUUGGAAAAGUGCCUUUCUUUUUACAUAUAC